Messenger RNA from Owenia fusiformis, 480 nucleotides. The record is from the annotation of a GenBank genome assembly. NCBI's taxonomy places the organism in Eukaryota, Metazoa, Annelida, Polychaeta, Sabellida, Oweniidae.
UUAACCCUUAUAAAUUGGUACAGAUGGUUGAAAGUAUUAAAGGGAAGGCUCCACCAAAGGAUUCAAUAAUCGCCGGGGUUGUGGUAAGAGGUGCCAGGCCUUCGUUUACACACCCACGAUGGGCGUACAAAUCUACUGUGCCCUGGCCCCCACGCGUUCCGUACCCGCCUUACCCGCUAGGGGCUGCCGUGUUGACCAGCAUCAAAGCGACGGAGAUGAUAAACGCCGCCAUAUGUGACACGCCGGUCGUCUUCCCCGAUGAUGUCUAUAUCGGGAUAUUAGCCGAAAAAUCAAAUAUACAACCGAUAGGUCUGCAGCAUUUCUUAUGGAGUGUGUGUGAGCGAUUUCUCACACUGAAUCAUGAAAUACGUAAUCGCAAAAUUGCUGUUCAUUGCGGGGGACAACCUGAUAUCAUGGCCAAAAUAUGGAGUUAUUUUCAACAAAGAAACGACAAGGAGCGAUGAAGUGUUCUGAUGAAUU